This is a messenger RNA of Cherax quadricarinatus, 2322 nucleotides long. RefSeq lists its product as uncharacterized. The record is from RefSeq and is a predicted model, not a curated record. Lineage: Eukaryota; Metazoa; Arthropoda; Malacostraca; Decapoda; Parastacidae.
AUGGACCACCAUACUAUGGACCACCACACCAGGGACCACUACACCGUGAACCACUACACCAAAGACCACCACACCAUGAAUCACCAUACUAUGGACCACCAUACCAGGGACGACUAUACCAUGAACCACUACACCAGAGACCACCACACCAUGGAUCACCAUAUCAUGAACCACUACACCAGAGACCACCACACCAUGGAUCACCAUAUCAUGGGCCACCACACCAGGGACCACCACACUAGUAAAUCACCAUCCCUGACAACUCAGGCUUUUGCGGCAACUUACAAAUGUAGCAACGUUGUGUUGAGAGAAUCACUUGAGGUCCGUCAAUUGGAGGUGACGGUAUCACCCUCACUCUGGCGCCAGCUCUCCUCCAGUGACUGUCUCUCAGACACCAGCAGCAGAGGCUGUCUCUCCCACACCAGCAGCAGCAAAGGCUGCAUCUUCCAAACCAUUAGCAGCGAAGGUUGUCUCUCCCACAUCAAUAACAGCAGUCUGUCUCUCCACAUCAGCAGCAGCAGAGGCUGUCUCUCCCACAGCAGCAGCAAAGGCUGUCUUUCCCGCACCAGUAGCAGCGGCAAAGGCUGUCUCUCCCACACCAGCAGCAGCGAAGACUGUCUCCCAAACCAGCAGCAGCAGCAGAGGCUGUAUCUCCUACACCAGCAGCGACUUCAACGGUGUUCCAAUCAUCCAGACAUGAGAGGUGCAGCAGCAGCAGUGAUGCCAGGCGUGGGGGGCAGCAGAGUGUGUGUGGGCGUGGGGGGCAGCAGAGUGUGUGUGGGCGUGGUGUUACUGGCACUGAUAGUACUCAGUACCGGACUUCCUGCCCAUAUCUUCCUGCCUCUCCAGCUGGAGUACGACAUCAAGCCAGCUGGCGGCGAGGUGGGCGUGUCAGGUGGUGACAAGGUGGUCUCACCCCCAGGAUCCAGCAACCAGCUGCUGCCCCCAGCACCUUACUACCAAGACCAACCUCAUAUCUACACGCUGCUACCCAGCAAGAGAAGAUACCUGGGUAUCGAACUACCGGACUACAUCGCCAAGAACAACCACGGGAAACUCAAGGAGCAAAUGAUGAAUUCUGGCAAGUAGUGAUGUCUUGUGCUCCUAGUGACGUCUUCUGCUUCCUUGUGACUCUGCCUGGCCCCCGUGAUGCCACCUGCUUACAAAUAACUUACCACCAAUCAAACAACGUUCCUGCGUCUCACACAGUACCCAACCUACCAACCUAGAUGAACCUUCCUGACUCUGUAGUUGUGAUUCAAGUUUCAAGUGUUCAUUCUUAAAUACUUUUUGGAUUCUAUAUUAAUAGUGUGUCUUGUACUUAGUUGUGAUGAGAGUACCCUGGUGGGCAAGGGGGCAGCGCCCGCUGCUGUGGUCACCACACAACAGAACUAUCACUGUUUAAUCUAACCUAGUCAACUCACCUAGCUUACAACUGCUACACGAAUCGCAGCAUAGCUCUUCUCACAGCUGCAGUCCUACGCAUCCUUCCUGGCCUCUCAUAUCUAAUGUUGUAUAUGGAAAGGCAGAUACCACAAGGCCUUAUAUAGUUCACAUCGAGGCUGUCUACCGAGAUUGAUGGUGGUAGUGUUUUGUUCGUCGGGAGAAACCGUAUCAGUAACUGAUACGAGUUGUAAUCAUAGAUGAAGAUCUCCAUAAAGAUGUUGGUCAUUUGAGAGAGGCCUUCCUCUGGUUAAUUGGUUUACCCAGUAAACCAGUUAAUAUCACAUCAAAAGAUGCGGUAGCAGGCUCCCCGCAUCUUUUAAAAACAAAGGAUCACCAUAAAGCAGUGUCUUAGAAAAGGACUACCUGCACUCUGUAACUCUUCUCAUGUCAGGAUAGUUGAAGCAAGGAUGGUAUAACAGAAAGUUCUCUCUCCCGUCCUUCAUGUCCUCUCGCCGCACUGCCGCCUUGAAAACGUCUAUUCGAAAAAAUCGUGUAUUAUAAAGACGCAAGUGGUCAUUUAAUAGAAUAGGCAGAAGCAGAGAUGGGAUUUAAACAACCACCACAAGAACUACUACUACUACUACUAUUACUGCUGCUGCUACUACUUAUGCUACCAUCAAUACUAUGGUCUAAGAGAUCUAUGGUUAACAGGUUUUCGAGAAGUACUUCUUGAAAUAAGGUUAAGGUUGCAGUGGUCAGUCAGUCAUAGCAGUGUAUCUAGCCAACCUUUAUGGUGUAUUUUAAUUCUUUAUUUGCAAAUUGCUUGCUCAGCUAGUUCUCAGGAACAGCACUUGCUACACCAGUCACUGGAACACUUGCUACACCAGCCACUGGAACACUUGCUACACCAGUCACUGGAACACUUGCUACACCAGU